AUGGAGCCAGAUACACCCCAAGAUACAUACGCCUAUGAGAAUAUGGCCUCUCCGUCUUCAGGGCCACAUAAAGCAAAGAAAAAGCGAAUUCGGAACUGGACUGCCGAGGAUCGCGCCGUGCAUCGUGAAUUCGAGAAGUCGAGGCGAGAGGCAUUCAGUGAACGCCUGAUGGAGCUGACCGACCUAUUGCCAAUGCUGAGAGCCGAGCAGCGUCCUUCAAAGCACGUCAUUGUAGAUGCGAGUAUCUCUUACCACAAAGCACAAGAAGCCAGAUAUCACCAGGCGGCCCGUGUCAUUCAAGAUCUCCUAUUCGAGCGUGAUGAACUGCUCCGAGAGGUCAAUAGUCUCCGGCCCUUGUGUCAAGCGAGUGGUUGGGCUCCGCGCCAACCCCGACCAGUCGACCCCGCUGUGGUUUCGAUGCUGUCCGACAAGGGGCCGACUGUAUCCACCAGUAAACAGACAGAUAUUGCGCCUAACAAUCCAGUGCUUCAGACCAAUCCUUCACUCGCUGCUCCCGGCAUUGCCUCUUUGUCGUUACAAACACCUCAGGCGGUGUCCGGUCUCCCUCCUCUUCCUCAGCCAACAUACAACGCAGACGACUGGUCUUGGUCUAGCGCACCCAAGUCUACAUCUUUCUCUUUGGACAUCACAGGGGAUCACCCGGCUGUUUGGAAUACACCACCUGAAGUAGUUGAAGCCACGCCACCAAAAGAUGGAGAAUUGGGGUAUGACCCCAACACAUCAUAUCUGAUCAGUGAUUCCGCCUUUUUCUGGACACAACACCCCAGCUUAAAUACCACAACCCCACCAGGCGAUGGUGACUUACAAUAUGGCACAAAUGACACGGUUGUGCCGGAGGAAGUACCAUUAAUUUGGCCCCAAAGUAUGGCUAUCUCAACAACUGCCCCAUUCAACAACGAGGAAGCGAGAUCCGACAAUCAGAAUUUCCAAUCGAUCAAUUCAUUCUCAAAUCCGGCUAGUCUAUCUAUAUAA
This is a messenger RNA of Penicillium manginii, 993 nucleotides long. Its product is annotated as basic helix-loop-helix domain-containing protein. Lineage: Eukaryota; Fungi; Ascomycota; Eurotiomycetes; Eurotiales; Aspergillaceae. The coding region runs from base 1 to 993 and encodes 330 amino acids. The record is from RefSeq and is a predicted model, not a curated record. The transcript has 2 exons. Gene Ontology annotation, molecular function: protein dimerization activity.